AUGUGCAUUGAUUACCGGCAAUUGAACAAGGUGACGAUAAAGAACAAGUAUCCACUGCCGAGGAUUGAUGAUUUGUUUGACCAGCUUCAGGGUGCAAAGGUGUUUUCAAAGAUAGACUUGAGAUCUGGCUACCACCAGCUGAGGAUUAGGGCGUCUGAUGUCCCUAAGACAGCAUUCCGCACUCGGUAUGGGCAUUAUGAGUUUUUGGUCAUGUCAUUUGGGUUGACCAAUGCCCCAGCAGCAUUUAUGGAGUUGAUGAACCGAGUGUUCAGACCGUACCUGGACCUGUUCGUGAUAGUCUUUAUUGAUGAUAUUCUGGUGUACUGCCACAGCCAGGAGGAGCACGAGCAGCACCUCAGAGUGGUUCUUCAGACUCUGAAGGAUAGUCAGUUAUAUGCUAAGUUCUCGAAGUGU
Messenger RNA from Nicotiana attenuata, 414 nucleotides. RefSeq names its product RNA-directed DNA polymerase homolog. The annotation marks the transcript as partial. The transcript has a single exon. The record is from RefSeq and is a predicted model, not a curated record. Lineage: Eukaryota; Viridiplantae; Streptophyta; Magnoliopsida; Solanales; Solanaceae.